CAGGACGGCUGGGAGACUGGCAACAGGUCUCACUGCUCUGGGGGACAAACUGUACGUCAGCCAACAAAAAACUAUUUCAAUAAAUCCGCACAGAGACAUUAUCUCACAUGGAUACAGUCAUCAGUUAGUGACUAAUAGCUGGUUCCUCGUUUCAUGUGGUUUGGCUUUUAUUAAGGACACAUUUUCAGAGGAAUAAUAAAGAUGAUUAAGGACAUGAUUCAGCAUGCGAAGAAACAUCCAGGGUUAAUCCCUCAGUUUUUCUUCAUGACUCUGGGCAUCUCAGGUGCCACGCUCUACCUGAUCCGUCUGGCAAGAGGCCCCCAUGUCACCUUCUGGGACAAAAAGAACAACCCUGAGCCCUGGAACAAGCUCGAUCCGACCUAUCAGUACAAGUUUGUUGCCGUCAACACAGACUACAAGAGCCUGAAGAAGGACAGACCCGACUUCUAAAGGUCCUGCAGGCACGUCCAGGGGCACCAAGUUCAGGAGGACCUCCACUUACAGCUGUCACCUCACCUCAUGUAAAAAACUUUGUGCUCAUGUAACCCUGUGUGUACCUCUGCAACGUCAACUCUGAGCAAAUAAUACAAAGAAGAAAAACAUUAAAAGAUGGUUCUACUUUUAGAGUGAUCUGCUAUAUUUUGUAACAUUCAACUCAUCACAUGUUUGCGGAAGACGGUAUAAAAUUACCUGUGCUUUAACCAAAUUUACCUUCACAUUAAGAGUCCUGCACAUUUCAUUUACAAAGAGAAUUCUUUAUUAAAAUCUAAAUAAAUUCAAUGUAUAUUUGCUUAAUUUUGUUGCUUGUUGUAUUUAUAGUGUUUAGUAUGCCAUUCAGCAUUAAUAACCAAGAAUUUUCAAUGACUACUCCUGACUGUGCUUCACCGAUACAUACGCUCUAUCAGACAGUUUUAAUGCUAGUUUGAUUAAAACGUAUUAUUUCCUCUGUCUAUCUCAGGUGCCGCUUGUCCAUUUAAUCACUUUCCUGUAGUAUUCAGUUUAUGAUGAAGUCGGUUACAUCUGUAGCGUGUUCAUAUUUCGAGCAGCAUGACUUCCUCCCACAGAAAGGAGCAAAUGAUCGGAAAUUUAAUUAGAAUUUGUGGCCAAUUUGGGUUUAUACAUAGAUAAGUCCAAAUUAUUUAUUCCCCCUGGUAGAUGUUUGUUUAAACUUAUCUUUUAAUUUUACCAACAUGUUUCUUCUGAACAAUAUUAUUGCUUUGGUGUUGCCCAGUCAGACUUGAAACUGAAAGAGCAUCUGUGGAGGGAGCGAAGGAUUAGGGUUAUGGCAAGGAGCCUCUCCAACCUAAAAACACUUGGUGCUCAUUGCUAAAUAAAAUCCUCAAAACACCAGUGGAAACUUGCAAAAACCUGCUCAAGAUUCAACUAAGUGGAGUUUGAUCGCAAUGUUUGAUGUAAUGCCAUCAAAGAUGUUUUCAUUGAUUAUUAAGAAAUAAUUUGACUUGCUAUUU
Xiphophorus hellerii (green swordtail) is the source of this 1469-nucleotide messenger RNA. RefSeq names its product cytochrome c oxidase subunit NDUFA4 (gene coxfa4l2). Bases 202 to 450 code for a protein of 82 amino acids. The record is from RefSeq and is a predicted model, not a curated record. NCBI's taxonomy places the organism in Eukaryota, Metazoa, Chordata, Actinopteri, Cyprinodontiformes, Poeciliidae. Gene Ontology annotation, cellular component: respiratory chain complex IV. The transcript has 4 exons.